Bombyx mandarina (wild silkworm) is the source of this 1746-nucleotide messenger RNA. RefSeq names its product tubulin folding cofactor E like protein mlt (gene mlt). Gene Ontology annotation, molecular function: protein binding. The record is from RefSeq and is a predicted model, not a curated record. NCBI's taxonomy places the organism in Eukaryota, Metazoa, Arthropoda, Insecta, Lepidoptera, Bombycidae.
AUAUGAGACGGUGUGAGUGAAAACAGGUUCUGCGUCUGUGCAAUGUAUUGAUGUAAACAUUAUAACGUCAUAUUGUUUCAUUCAGUGUGUUUUGGAGACCGUAUGGAAAUCUUUGAUGGCGCAUUUAGAAAAAAAAGUGAUCAGCUGUUUAUGAAGAAAAAUAGAAACAGUGAAAAUUUUAUACGACUUCAAUCUGAACAGUUUAAGUAUUGAGUUUAUGUUCAGAAAAAAACUCUUUGUUUCCAGUGAUUCUUAAUUAAAGCUGCGGUCAUGCCGUCGCUUUUGGAAGCCCUUGAGCGCAAAUACGGCGCUAAGGGCGAAGUAAAUCCAUCCAUUGACGACAUGCCAGUUGCCAUAUUUGUGCCUAAACGCUCCCCGAGACUUAGCGUACCCACACUGCUAGUACUCAACGAUUGCGAUAUAGACUGUGCCGGAGAUGCAUGUAUACUAGCAGAUAAAUGUGCGGACGUUGUUGAACUUGAUCUAGCUAACAAUAAAUUAACUGAAUGGCAAGAGGUGUUUGCAAUAUUAGAGCAGACUCCACGAGUUCGAUUCCUUAAUUUGAGUUUUAACAGGCUUUCGGCUCAAAUUCAAGCAGCCCAGUCAUUACGGCCCAGGUUGGAUAGUUUGAGCUAUCUGGUCCUUAACUCUACCUAUGUUAGUUGGCCAAGUGUUCAUUCGUUACUCAAGGCUCUCCCAGCUCUCGAAGAACUGCACUUGAGCCUCAACGAGUAUUGUUAUGUGAAUUUAACUGGACAAGAAGUCGACGAAAAGGAUCGUUGCGAUGCAUGUUCCCGUUUGAACGUUGCUGAUGUCACCGAGCCAGUUCAUGAGCAGCUAAAGAAACUUCAUUUCUCCGGGAAUCCAGUCAGCAGCUGGUGGGAGAUUUCCAAAUUGGGCUAUGCCUUCCCCAAUCUGGAAACGCUCCUCGUUAAUGAAUGUCAUUUAACAACCUUAGAGCCGGAUCCUUGCGAGAAGUGUGGAGACGAAAACGGGAACAAAAAGAGUCACGAUGCUUUCUCACAUUUACGCUUCCUCAAUCUGAACAACACCGGCUUGGCAACAUGGGAUGAAGUGGAUCGGUUGGCGCGGUUUCCUGCCCUGAAAAGUUUACGAGUUCAGGGUUGGCCGCUGUGGGAACGCGUCGAGUCAACAGAACACGAGAGGCGAUUGCUUUUAGUGGCUCGUCUCCCUCAUAUAAGGACCUUGAACGGAGGAGGGGCGGUCCCUGUUGAAGAACGAGAUGCUGCAGAGAGGGCCUUCAUCAGAUAUUACAUGGAGAAACCAGAGGCUGAUCGACCGGAUAGAUACUGGGAGCUGGUGCACGUGCACGGCAAGCUCGACCCGCUGGUGUCCGUGGACCUGCGGCCCGAGAAGCGCGUGCAGAUCACGUUCACGUGCGGGGACACGAGCGAAGUGCGCACCGUCGACGUUUACAGGACUGUUUCUGAUCUAAAAACAAGAUUGGAGCGGUUAGCUGGCUUCCCGGCUGCGAAGAUGAGGCUCUUCUACGUGGAUCAAGAACUCAGAGAUACGCAGGGUCCCGAAGAGAUGAAGUAUCCAACGAAGCAGCUAUACUCGUACAACAUCAGAUCAGGGGAUGAGAUCAUCAUCGACUCGAAACUGAAGCACUCUAUAUCGGCCAACUCGACCGCCUGAACUGACGUUGGUAGUGUGGGUAGGCGGUUACUUGGAACUUUAAAAAAUAUGUAUUACCAACCUUGACAAAACUGAACAAAAUUAAAU